This is a messenger RNA of Cuscuta epithymum, 1274 nucleotides long. Lineage: Eukaryota; Viridiplantae; Streptophyta; Magnoliopsida; Solanales; Convolvulaceae. The record is from the annotation of a GenBank genome assembly.
CAUUGAUAAGCCGAAAAAUGUUCUUGCCCGAAGGGGUUCGACUGGGCUUCCGGCAGUUCCGCUUGGUGGGGGAGGCUGGCGAUAAGUACCCUCUGAUAGAUAGGGUGUACGAGAGUGUCGGAGGUGUAGAAAUGGACGCAAAGAUUUUUGCGAAGCUCAAGAAGCAAUUGGCUAAGGAGUCGAAGAAAAAGAAGGAGGGGGGGGCCCUCGCAACAAAGGCCUAUAGACCAGUUCUUCCCGAAGGAAGACGCUGCACAAGCACCGAAGGGGGAGAGGCCCUCGAAGGAUUCUGGCGCUGCCGCCGGUGCUGUUGUCGGAGCCCUUCAAACCGAGGCAGCGAAGAGGAAGGCGCCGGGAAAAGGUGUCGUUCAUGCCGGCAAGAAAGCUAAGAAGGCUGCCAGAGCAAAAGAUGCCCCUGUGGACAUUUCUGAAGGUCAUUCCUCCUCGGGCACCCCGAUGGUGGUGGCGACUGCUUUCGCCAAUGCCCCUCCGGGUCAGGGGGCUGAAUUGAAGUGGCCCCGGGAUAAUGUGCAGUUCUCUAUCACAAAUGGAACUGCCAUCAUGCAUGGCACCCUCAACCCGAGGGAGUUCUUAAACGGCGCCACCCCCCCCCCCCCCCCCCCGACGGAUAAGUCGGUGCUGUCCAGGCUCAAGGACGACGCCCUCGGUGGCAAGGUUCUUCAAGUCUCUGUCACUCUGCCCUCUGACUCGGUGAGCUCCUCAAGAGGCUGGAGGAAUCACAAGCCCAGAAGCGGCAAGCCGACGAGGCCUUGGAUGCAUCGCGGACGCAUCUUCUGGAGGUCCAAGAAACCCCCCGGUUAGAGCAGGAGGCCUUCAACAAAAUCCUCCAGGACUCCAAGACGGUCGUUAAGGCCGAGGGGAAGGCUGAAGGUAAGGCCGAAGCUGAAAAGGCGGCUGCUGAGGAGGCCAAGAAAACUGCUGCCAAGUCCGAGGAAGAGAAGCAAGAGGCCGUUGACCAGGCGAGGAAAGACGUCGUCUCUUCUUUCACCGUUGAGGGCUGGAAAGCCGAGGGCCACAAGGAGUGGGUGGCUUCGGUUGUGUCGGAGGCAGUAGAAGAAUGGGUUGCGGGCCUCGGUGCAUUGUGGCUUGCUCGGAAAGAGAAGAGCUAUUACGAAGGUGGCGAGUAUUUUACUCAAGCCAUGAUACCGGAAGCUUGACCGGCACUUCGGCGUGGACCCAAAGGACUUCAAGCCCGAAACCUACGGCCUCCCCCCGCUCCAGCUAGAUGUUCGGAUCCCCCUGCCCGAAGGCGA